This is a messenger RNA of Mixia osmundae IAM 14324, 1190 nucleotides long. RefSeq lists its product as uncharacterized. The record is from RefSeq and is a predicted model, not a curated record. Gene Ontology annotation, molecular function: ubiquitin protein ligase activity. NCBI's taxonomy places the organism in Eukaryota, Fungi, Basidiomycota, Mixiomycetes, Mixiales, Mixiaceae. The transcript is spliced from 5 exons. Gene Ontology annotation, cellular component: nucleus. The coding region runs from base 35 to 1090 and encodes 351 amino acids.
GUGACGUGACCGGUUGACCAGCCAAGCCGACAGCAUGGUCAAGCACUCGCGCAACAGCACAGCUCGACAGUACCUCUCAAACCAUGAGCGGAACAUCAAGCACUAUGGCACUCAGACCGAAAGACUCGGCGCCGACUCGAUGCGCAACUUUGACGCCUGUGCGCUGUGUCUCCAACGAGCAAGAGAUCCACGAUCGUGCACACAGGGCCAUCUCUUCUGCCACGAAUGUAUCGUCAACUCGCUCCUGACCCAGAAGAAAGAGGCCAAACGACAACAGCUAGUCGUCCAACGAGUGCGAGAGCAAGAAGAGCAAGAACAAGCGGAAGCAAGAUCAAAGGCCAGAGCGAGAGUCUUGGCCGAAUUCGAACAAUCGCAGAGUACACGAGGGAUAGGCAAAUCUAGUUCUGCGACCUCAACGCCCGCCCCUAGUACUUCGACUAGUCUCGCGAUCGAGGCACCGCCGGCUGAUGAAAAGAGUACAAAGAGGAAAUUCAAGGUCGAGCAGGGAGACAUAGACCAACUACAGCGCGAAGCGGAGGAUCAGGCUCUUGCGCAGAUCGCAAUCGAACAGAAUAAUCGCAGAAAGGACAAGCUGCCGUCAUUCUGGCUCCCUUCUCUGACGCCUGCAGCCAAGCCGACACGAUUGCCUGAUGUACCUCAGCAGACAGUCUGUCAUUGUACCAAGCCGCCUCAUCCCCUCAGUCUGAAAGACCUGUUCGAAGUCAGGUUCACUGCUGCGAACGACAACGGCGAGACGUCAGGCAGUGCAACGACCGCCAGCGAGUCGUCUUUCAUCUGCGGACCAUGUCGACGGACGAUAACGCAAAAUACAAAAGUGUUUGCACACAGACCUUGCGGACAUGUGAUAUGCCAAACGUGCACUGUUACGCUCUCACGCCCAUCAGGCCAAUGCCCACAAUGCGACACGCCGUUGAUCAUCGAGUCCAAAUCAUCGAAAUCGAAGAAGAGUUCUGAAAAAGUGGAUCAGCCUUUGCCUGCGACCAUACUGGAGCUCUCUAGGGAAGGGACAGGAUAUGCAGCUGGCGGCGUAGCAGAAGCGAAGCGCUUCGAUCUGCCAUUUCAAGGCUAGCUGUGCAACCAGAGAAUGCAUAGAUUCAUGCUUGCAUAGAUGUCGAGUCAUUCAAUAUUGACCUCGAUCGAGUAAAUGCAAACGAUAGAGACACAAAUGA